Molecule: messenger RNA, 684 nt
Organism: Penicillium longicatenatum
Lineage: Eukaryota; Fungi; Ascomycota; Eurotiomycetes; Eurotiales; Aspergillaceae
Exons: 3
Coding region: 1-684 (227 amino acids)
Biological process (GO): attachment of spindle microtubules to kinetochore
Cellular component (GO): DASH complex; spindle microtubule
Source: RefSeq, a predicted model, not a curated record
AUGCCGCUUCUCGACUCCCACCUAGAGCAGAUUGCACUCUCUUCAAGUGCGAUUGCAGAACUGCCGUUUCCAGCGCCCCGCAAAUUCACAAACGCGUUGCUGGGCUCUCAUGAUAUUACCGCUUUGAUACGAGAUACCGAAGCCCAUGAAAGAGCCCUCUUUCAAGUAGAUCCAUCCGCCAAGGCUCAUGGGUCACGACGUGCCACCCGACGCGCGACAACCUUCUCCGCUGAGUCCGAGAACGAAUCUAUGGCCACUCGAAUCUACUCGGCGCGGAACAAUCGCAACCAGUCGGCAGUGGCGCGUGUACUAGGAUCGGACAUGAUGGAAGAAAUCAAACGGUCUACAGGCACAUCCAAUCGGGGACCUCGGGGGAACCCUGUUCCGGGAGCACUGGAAAAAAUUGCCAACUUGCGCUACCGCCAUGAAAUGAUUGCCGAGUCCGUGGCACACUUAGAAGGCCGCGUUGCCACAAAUACCGCGGAACUGGAGCAGAUGCGCUCUUCUUAUGAUGAUGAGGAUGACUUUGCUCCUGCAUCUGUAUCACAGCCAGAUGCUCCCGAUGUUACGGAUGAGGAUAUUCAGCAAGAGCUGGCCGAGAUCAGGGAAUUGGAGCGACGGAAGCGAGCUCUGGAGGAGCGAGUCACCGGUAUGGAGCGAGAUCUUGGUGGUCUAAUGGGCUGA